AUUUGAUCUUCCUUUCAUGUGCUUUUGAUCUCAUUCAAUACUAUAACCACGUUUAAUAUAAGCGGGGUUUAUAUCAAAAACAGGUGCAUUAAUCUCAAUUAUAGAUGCCACAGGGCUAUCAAUAAGAAAAUACUUCAAUUAAGUAAUUCUGACCCUGGAAAUCACAAAGCCAUUAAGCAUUUCUUCAAAAACAAAGACAACUGCAUUGGUAUGCAUUAUCACCAUUGAAUUUCCUUUAAACCUCUGAAAAUGAAAGAUUCUAGUGUACAUUUAACACCACAUUAUCAGGUGCCAUCCGGGAUCGUAAAAUGUUUUGCAGUAUUUUGUUUGAUAUUUCUGGUUUAUCUUCUCCUUUCAUUAGUCCUUGUUCCAAAUGUAAAUCAACUGUAUCAUUCACUUUCUUCCACGAAUGUCUCCCCUGCCUCUACAACUUCCCUUGAACACAUUGUUUUUGGGAUUGCCUCUUCCAAAAACUCAUGGUUUAGAAGGAAAGAAUAUGUUAGGCUUUGGUGGCAGCCGGAAAUAAUGAGAGGAUGUGUUUUUGUUGAGGAAAUGCCACAAGAAUCAAUAUCUGUAAGAAAUGAUUCUGUUUCUCUUCCGCCUCUAUGCGUUUCUGCUGACACUUCUCGAUUUCCAUACACGUAUAACGGUGGUCUAAGGUCAGCAAUCCGUGUAGCCCGGGUCGUAUCAGAAACUGUGGCUUUGAACCACAGUAAUGUCAGAUGGUUUGUGUUUGGAGAUGAUGAUACAUUUUUCUUUCCUGAGAAUCUGGCGAAGACCCUGGCGAAGUAUGAUCAUGGCCUGUGGUAUUAUGUUGGGACUAAUUCAGAAGAUUUCGAGGCGAAUAAACUUUUUUCGUUUGAAAUGGCAUUUGGUGGAGCAGGAUUUGCUAUAAGCUUUCCCCUUGCUAAAGUUUUGGUUAAAGUUCUUGAUCCAUGCCUGGAAAGGUACCCUCAUCUCUAUGGCAGUGAUGCAAGGAUUUUUGCCUGUUUGACUGAACUCGGCGUCUCUUUAACUCAUGAACCUGGAUUUCAUCAGAUGGAUGUUAGGGGAGAUAUGUUUGGUUUAUUAGCCGCCCAUCCCACGAGACCAUUGGUUACGCUUCAUCAUUUGGAUGCAACUGAGCCAAUUUUUCCCAACAUGACAACUUUGGAGGCUUUGAAACACUUAACUAAAGCAACAAGGUUAGAUCCUCAGAGGAUCUUACAACAAGCAGUUUGCUAUGAUCAAAGAUUAUCGUUUACAGUUUCCGUGUCCUGGGGAUACGCACUUCAACUGAUCAAAGGAAAUGUGCCUCUCCCUGAUGUCUUACGAGCCCAACAGACUUUCAGGUUCUGGAAAGAGACACCACAAGUUAAUAUUGAUACUCAGAGAUAUGACUCUGAUCCAUGUAGGCGGCCAGUUGUUUUCUUUUUCGACAGUGUCUCCUCCAAUGGGGAUCAUAUUGUUAGCAUCUACAAGAGGAUGGAAAAUAACUGUACAUAUGACUACAAAAUCGAAGAAAUCAGAGUGUAUUCAGAAAAGUUAGACCUUGACAUAAAACAGUUAGAGGCACCACGAAGGCAAUGCUGCAAUGUGUUGCAAUCCUCAAAAAGCAUUACAGAUAUCGGCAUUAGAGAAUGUGGACCUGAGGAACUAAUUCACAUGCAUCCAUAA
This is a messenger RNA of Oldenlandia corymbosa var. corymbosa, 1656 nucleotides long. Lineage: Eukaryota; Viridiplantae; Streptophyta; Magnoliopsida; Gentianales; Rubiaceae. The record is from the annotation of a GenBank genome assembly.